AUGUGGCAUCUUUUUUCAGAUGAACAGUACUUAAAAGAAAAUUACACUUUAAAAGAAGGACACAGUUACACAUGUCAGGAAAGUUACAGAAUAAAACAUACGGAGGUGCAAGUUCAGAGGCACACGCGACCAUCCAGUUACGCAGGUGAUGCUGAAUGCCGACCAUCUCGUGCGCAAACGCAUUGCUACGUAAACCGUGUUCCAGAUGCAACCCGUGACCCGCAACAAUAUGCUUCGAGUGGAAUGCUAGAUGAGCUCGAAAGCGCUGCGAGUAUUGACGCACUGAAAACCCGCUCCCUCCCGGCUUUCCUACGACCGAAGCAAAGACCGCUUUCUACUGAAGAUGACCUGCAUCAGCUAUAUGCUAAGGUGAAUUUAAGCAAGAAGUACAAGAACCGUAUGCGCAGCGAACAUGCAGCCAUCAUAGCACUUAGCAAGUCUCACAGCCAAUUCUUCGAUGCCGACGCUGUCAUUGUCUAUGACCAGCGGACUGCGCUUUAG
Messenger RNA from Leptosia nina, 501 nucleotides. Lineage: Eukaryota; Metazoa; Arthropoda; Insecta; Lepidoptera; Pieridae. The record is from the annotation of a GenBank genome assembly.